Molecule: messenger RNA, 4554 nt
Organism: Ooceraea biroi (clonal raider ant)
Lineage: Eukaryota; Metazoa; Arthropoda; Insecta; Hymenoptera; Formicidae
Product: dnaJ homolog dnj-5
Source: RefSeq, a predicted model, not a curated record
GUACCAACGAAUACGAUGUAUGAUUUCGCGCUUACCGCAUGGUACACAGUGUGAAGUUUCGUGUUUCACAUGGAUACAAGUUUUUAUCCCUGACAUAAAAUGCGUUAAGCACGGAAACGAGAAAGCGUUACGAGAAAGAUACACUCAUCGGUGAAUGUGAGUAUCGCAGCCUGACGUCUGGCGACAUCAUUUUAGGUUAUAAGAUUUAAACGAUAUUUUUCUCGGCAAUGAUCACUCGAUACAUAUUUAUCUCAACAAUACGUGACAACUACACCCGCGUCAACGAACAUUUCCAAGUUGCACGUCAAUGGCGGAUGUUAUUUAACAUUCUCGACACCGUUAUGGUUAUGUGAAUAAUACAGUAGUGGACAUUUUUAGAAUACGUAUUUAUACCUUGCAAUUUUUGGCCAACAUUGUGUCAUUAGUAUAUAUUCAAACAAAAAAAGAUCAGUUUUACUACAGCUCGCGAGGGGCCCUGAUACGGUAAAGAAAUUUGAUUCGCAAUGUUACGGUACGCAGAGAAGACCAACAGUGUGCUCCAACUACCUAAUUUAUUUCCCCGGUUAAUGAAGGUCAACUAUUCAUUUCUUUUUGGGCUGCAUAGGCCCAAGGAGCCUGAAUUUUUGACAGAAAAAGGACAGAAAAUUUACUGUGUCCCUGGGUUGUAUAAAUACAGCAAUAUGGCAGAACAACAACAAACACCACCUGGCUUCAAGCAUAUGUCUCUGGAUAAGAUCAUUGAGGCUAUGACUGCGGAUUUGGAAGGUUCGAGCGGUCACUAUGUCCAAUUCGGUGUCACUCCGCAACAAGCGACCUCUCAUAAUUGGGGAGAUUAUACAUCCGGACAAGCUAGACAUCAUAUUACUAGUCAGCCAACUCAUUCGAAUCCUGGAAUGCAACCCAUGACACCGAUGACCACUUCCUUAUACAUGCAAGACAUGCCAGGUUACGAUGCUACGACCACUGACUCAAUAUACUUUCCACCACAGACAGUAAAUCACUUAGGCAUUAAUGAGAACAAUGAUUUGAUCGGUACCAUUGAUGUCGGAGGUGGUAACUACAUCAACGUCAUUUACGGAAACGCCUCUCAGAUUAUGGCUGAGCAAUGUCAGCUUCCGAAUAUGACACCGUACGCUAAUCAGAGCAUGGUUGAUCAGGAAUACGGCCUUUUUAACGAUCAACAUAUGACUGUACCAUCCGAAUUGCCAAGUCAGAAUUUCAAUGGGAAACAAUUAAUCGACAAUUUGGUCGGUAACUGGGUGCCGAAUCAAUCCGGAACGUACAGCCCAUUUGGCGGGUCACCCAAUAUCACACCUGUACCGCAAACGGUGCCGGACAUAAGAGAGACCGAGGAGUUACCUAGAAACACGUCGGAAUCUCAAUAUAAGAAGCCAAGGAUGGUGGCAGAGGUAAAGCCUAUGCGACCCUCCUACUCCGAUGUCUUGACCAAGUCUGCGCCAACUCCGCCGUCUCCAUUAACGAUUCAACCCACGAAGCCGAAAGUUGAAAUAACAGGUAAGAAAAUCUCCAAUAAGAGCACCAAAAGUAAGAACAAACCUGCACUGCUGAAGAGACAGAACUCGUCUGGUAGCGACGAUCACAACUCUCCGAAGAUGCAAAUUCCCAGAAAAGUUUUAGAGAAAAAUUCUUCCAAUCUUCCACGACGUUGGGUAUCAUUGGAUAACCUUGGCUCGCAGUCUGAUUCUCAUCAGAUAAAUGCGUUUGAGAGGUCAGAUCAGUUCUCUUCGGAGAAGAAGAGAUCUGUGAAACUACCUAAGAAAGCAGAAAAGAACGAGACGCUGAACAACACUAAGAUACAGAAUAAUAAUCCGAAAACAGCUGGAAAUAUUCCAAAACGUCCGAUACAGAUAAAUAACAACCUGAGUACGAUUAACACGUCGAGCCAGACAGUCUCUCCUGAGAAGAUCGAAAAGAAUCAACAGAUCAUUAAUAAAAUCAGUAAAGAGGAGAAGAAGGUGGUGAAGGAAAAGAAUCCUAAGCGUUUUCAAGCUGAGAAGGCUCAGCAGAUUAAGAAAGGACAGAGGAACAGAAGAAGAGAGAACAGAGAAUCUCCGGUUAAGGAUUUAUGUAAGAACUUAAAUAAAUAUGCGGCCCGUUGGAGUAAAGUCGUCUUGAAAGUCUUUUAUUGGCUUUUGCAUCUCAUUUCUGAUGUAGUUAGCAUGAGCGCUAACUUAGUUAUUCAACUUGGCAAGUGCGCUUGGUAUCACACUAUACUUUAUUUAAAAUGCUGGUGGGUGUAUAUGGCUGUGACAUUCUCUAAAAUCCGCAUUUUAAAUGCGAUCGGUAAGCAAUUAGAUAAUUGGCUUGGUAGUAGUAAGUUUGCAUUUUGGCGGAAAAUAAACACCAAGAAGAACGAGGAGAAGGAGGAUAACGGCAAUUGGAUUCAUGGCGGGCUGGAGAGCAACAUUGCACUACCCAGCACCGGUGAAGAAGCCAUGAAGAGAUUAUUGGCGUGCAAGGGAAAGGAUCCUUACAGCAUACUCGGCGUCACGCCAACCUGUUCGGACGACGAUAUUAAAAAAUAUUACAAACGACAGGCCUUUUUAGUUCAUCCUGAUAAAAAUAAUCAGCCUGGAGCUGAGGAAGCAUUCAAAAUUCUGGUACACGCUUUCGAUAUCAUCGGGGAGCCGGAACGGAGACAGGCAUUUGAUCAGACUAGGCAAGUUGAAGCGGCUUGGGGUGAAUUAAGCGACUUGCUGUCUCAACUUCAUCGGAAAAUGGAGCAGGCGGCAAAUACAAUAAGGUGUACAAAUUGUGGCUUGAGGCAUAAACGAGUCCCGACACAACGGCCGUGUUACGCCGCACGGUUUUGCGCUCAGUGCAAGAUACGUCACAGUGCGAAAGAAGGUGAUAUCUGGGCGGAGUCUCGGUUAAUGGGUUUUCUAUGGCACUAUUACGCGUGCAUGGAGGGGGCAGUGUACGAUGUGACCGAUUGGGCCGCCUGCCAAGCUGGAAAUCUCAAGCAUCUUAGAGCGAACACGCAUAGUGUCCAGUACAGGAUUGUUUUAGGGCAAAGACUACCAUCACAAACGUCCAGUAGCGGUAAAAAACGACAACAAAUAGACCCGAACACAAGUGAAGCGGAUUUCGAGGACUUUUUAAAUAAUCUCUACAAUCAUAGUAAAUCUGGCAACGCCAAUACAUCGGGGGAUCAAAAUUCAUUUAGAGGGGAUUGCAGACGACGUAAAACUAAACGUAAGAAGUAGAUAAGCACUAGUAAUGGUAACUAAUCUUUGAGCGUUUGGUAUCAACAAUGUAUAAUUAUGAGAAGCGCAUUAUGAAUGUAUACUAUACACUAUUUCAGAAUUACAUCUUUAAACAAUUAACUCUAACAUGUAGCUAUUAUAUACAAAUAUUCAUGAAAACACUAAUAUUUAACUGAUACAUGAUAUGAGAUUAAUGAAAAGCUGUGUUCAUGACUCGAAUGUGCGCAUAGUAAAACAUCAUCGCAUAGCGUAAAAUAAUGACUCGUACACUAAGAAACUCGAGAAUGAUAAAAUUAUCACACAACAACAUGCAAUAAUAAAUAUUCAAUGAACGUAUUCAGUAAUAUGAUUCAAUAAUACGAAGUCGGUAUUUUGCCACUUGAAAAUGAUGAAAAUGUUGACUUAUCAGGCUAUAAGAUAAAACACAUAGAGAUGCCAAAUAAUGAUUUUAGGAACAAAUCUGUACUAUAUAUUACAAAGUUAUAUUUGAACAUUGAACUUCUAACAUAUUUUGAUCAGUUUAUACGUGUAGUUUCAUAUAACUUUCAAUUCUUCCAAAAUCCAAAAGAAGCUGCUAGUGUCAUGCUUACAUUAUCAAAUAUAUACAUAUAAACAUUUUCCUUCAGUUCCCUUCCUUUCUACCUAGCAUGCAUGUCGAAAUAUACAUUUGACACAAGUCGUGAUUUCUCGAAAUCAUAAUUUCCAGUUUAAAUCCAAAAGAAUUGGCAGGUAUGGAAGAAGACUGAUUUUCUCUCUGAUUUUGUUACUUAUUAAGUUAUACAUAUUCUAUACAUUAGAUAGAAACAUUUCUCUAAUGAUACAUACUCCACUAUACAUAAAAGUCGUCUGCUUCCUGCGACAGGCGAAAACCAACGUUCGAGAAAACAAACAUCCUACUCUCUUAAUGUAUUUAAAUAUGUAUAUGCUUCAAAUAUAUACGACAUAAAACUCUAAAGUAAAAGGAUAUUACCUAUGUACAUGUAUGCGAUGUUACAGAAUGCAGAAGCUGCACUGUCAGUUAUAGUGCAUAGAAAAAUAUAGAUAUCCUCAUUAUUAGGAACAAUACACAAAUGACAAAAACCUUGUUCUGGCAAAUGCUUCGUAAAUAGUGCAGCAAGAAUAGGAAGAAUAAAAGUUACGAAUAUUGUCCAUUAAUCAACAUUGUGUAUGUGUACACAUUGAUAUAGAAAUACUUUUUAUAAGUUUUAACAUUUAAUAAGUAACUUAUAUACUACAGUAAUCUUUCUUUCGCGAAAUAAUGUCAACACUACACAUGUGAAUCAAUUUACUGUGUACGGAUGAAAAAUGUAAUAAAUGGAUUUAAUGC